Pomacea canaliculata is the source of this 704-nucleotide messenger RNA. RefSeq names its product DNA-3-methyladenine glycosylase-like. The record is from RefSeq and is a predicted model, not a curated record. Gene Ontology annotation, biological process: base-excision repair. Lineage: Eukaryota; Metazoa; Mollusca; Gastropoda; Architaenioglossa; Ampullariidae. Gene Ontology annotation, molecular function: DNA binding; alkylbase DNA N-glycosylase activity.
GAAAAGAAUUGUGCGAAUGGUCGAUGGGAUUCGAAUAGCUGCUCGCAUUGUGGAAACAGAAGCAUAUCUGGGAGCAGUGGACAAAGCAGCUCACUCGUACAAAGGUCAGACUGACCGUAAUAAAGCAAUGUUCAUGCAGCCUGGCACAGCCUAUGUGUACAAUAUCUAUGGCAUAUACUGCUGCAUAAAUAUAUCCAGUCAAGGAGAGGGAGCCGCCGUGUUGAUUCGAAGCGUGGAGCCAGUGGAAGGCAUGGAGAAGAUGCUGGAACUGAGAGGGAGCAAGUCUUCGUCCAAGAAGACGUUAAAGGCUAGAGACCUGGGAAAUGGACCGUCCAAACUGUGCCAGUCUCUGGCCAUCACCAAAGCCAGCAUCAACCAGAGGGAUCUGGUUACGGACGAUUGCAUCUGGAUAGAAGCAGACGAGCCGAUUCCAGAGGAACAGGUCGUGGUCACAGCGCGCAUUAACAUAGGGUACGCUGAGGAGUGGACAGACAAGCCCCAUGACUAUGUUCUCCACAAUGCCCACGUCAGCGUCAGGGACAAAAAAAGCAGAGCAAGGGCUGGCGUCAUCUGGUCUUACAAGCAGUUACUUUUGAGAACAAUUAAAGGCCUGGUCUAGUAAAAUGCAAUUUUGUUUCUAAUGACUGUAAACAAUGACUGUACACAGAAACAUCAUCCUCGCAGUCAGGAUCACCUAUAUUAAC